Molecule: messenger RNA, 1683 nt
Organism: Camelina sativa (false flax)
Lineage: Eukaryota; Viridiplantae; Streptophyta; Magnoliopsida; Brassicales; Brassicaceae
Source: RefSeq, a predicted model, not a curated record
UUGGUUUUUAGGACGUUUUUCUGAGCAAACGACGUCGUUUCUUUUUUUUCGACGCCGUGUUCUAUUUCUCCGAUUAGCGUCGGUCGUCUUCUCUCUCAGUCUCAGUCCUUGAUCUGGUUUCUGUUUACUUAAUCGCUUCUUGUGGGAGAAAUGUCUUCUUGAUUGAGACAGCAUCAGAGGUAUGUGUUUAUUUUGUGAUUGAUCAAAGUUCAGAAAGUAUGAUAAGAAGAACUUGUUUGAUCUAUCUACUUAUAAAAACUCGUGGUUCUGAGAUUGUAGCAAGAAAUGAGUGGGCAUUGUAUGUGUUUGAAUAUUAGUACUGUAGUUGCUGGAUUGAAAUGUGUAGGUAUAUGUACAUUUGUUUUCGUUGAGGCAUUUCGUCGAACAGUUAGAGGACGACUAUAAGAUGGAUAAGCUUCUUGAGAAUCAUCAGUUUGCGACGCAUGCCAUCGCUGCCUCUGCUUCUGUAUCGUUAGGAACUGCUCUCGCUUAUCCUCUGGAUACAAUCAAAACCAUUAUCCAGGUUGGUUCAGGACCCAGUAAGAAAUUACGCCCCUUUCAAGUUGUGAAUAGAGUUCUUCGCUUCUCUGGCUAUUCAGGUCUGUACAGUGGUCUUGGAUCGUUAACUUUAGGAAGGAUUUCAGGUGUUGGUGCAAGGUUUGGUGUCUAUGAGAUCCUAACAGCUUUCUACAAAGAUGGUCGACAUGAUAACUAUGUGAGUGUCGGUGAAGCUUUUCUAGCUGGGAUGGUGGGAGGUGCAGCAGAAACAGUGGUGACUUCUCCAUUUGAGCUUAUCAAAGUCAGAAAACAAGUGACUGCUGCAUCACGGGCUCCAAAUGCUGCCGCUGUUGCAGAGACCGCACCUGUUUCACCUAUGAUCACAAAACUGCUAAGAAGAUACACUCUUGAUGUAAAGUCGUUGACGCAAACAGUCAGUCUCUUAUCCGUCUUGAAUCAUAAACAUCCGAACAUGACAGCCGCUUUGCAAGAGUACCCGUGGAUGAUGACUGGAACAGGAAACCCGCCAUCAGCCAUGGAUGUUAAGAGACCGCUCGAUGUUGCCUCACUUGAAGGAUAUAGAGCUUUAUGGAGGAAUCUACGUUCGGGUCUUGUAAGAGAUUGUCUUUAUGGAGGAGUGUUCUUCUCGACGUGGCAGUUUCUUCACGAGGCAAUGGUCGGUUGGAAAGCUGUUGGAAUGAAUCCUUUGCCCAGUUCUGAAGAAGAAAUCGGACCAUUAUCUCCGGUAGCCAUUAGCAUUGCUGCUGGGAUUUCCGGUGCCGUUGCAGCUGCAGCAUCUCAUAGCUUUGACACAGCAAGAACACGUGCGCAGUGUGUAAUAUUGCCGAAGUAUACAGCAAAAGAGAGGAAGUUUCUGAAAUGGAAUAAACCUGGGAAGAGAUUAGAGAGAUGGACAGGAAUACAUCCUACAGACAGAAAUCUCCUGUUCCGAGGGAUUGGGAUAAGAAUGGCUCGAAGCUCUGUUGCAUCAACGGUGAUCGUUGGAAGCUAUUACUUAGCUGUCGAUCUAUUAGUUCCCAAGUGAGGUCAGACAAAGGCUACGAAUACGUCUUGUAUUGAUCAUAAAAGAUAAACAAUACCUCAAUUUUGUUUAGCUUGCGUUUGUAGUACAAUAAAAGAGAAACAUUUGUAUUGUUAUGCAUCAAUUAUACUCUUUUAAGUUAA